ACUGUGGUUUUAUUUUAGGUUUUUUUUCAUUUUUUCAAAUUAAUAUUUUCCUUGAAAUUAAUAAUUUGAAAUAUUUUAUUUGCAGGUUUGAGUUUCUUGUGAGAAAACUGUGAUUUCAAUGAUGACGUCAUCAUAGCAGUAGUGCGUUUUUAUUUUGAAAGCGACUUGAUGAGAACGUUCAUGUUUGUGGGGAUGGGGGGACGCCACCUCUGACGCUCCCGCCCUCUCCCGUGAGACUCCGCCCCUCCCGGCUGUCCUCAGCUGCAGCUGUCAAUCAAGCGACAGCUGAAGGGGGACUCGAGCAAAUGCGCCCCCCUCCCCCACCCAAUCAUGGCUUCGCCCCUUACAGAGAAAUCGUUUUUUGUUUUUUUUUUUAAAGAAAUUUUAAAUGAAAGUAAGGUUGUCUUCUACAACAUUCUAGAACCUUUGUCACUGUUCUGUUCAGAGAGUGGUGACACACAUUCCCAGCAGCCCUCCUGAGUGACCCCCCCCCCCAGUGAGCUAUUGAUAGAACACGUCUGUUGCUUGUCAGUGUCAGACCUCCAGUCCGGUCCGGUCCAGCAGAAUCCUUCACGUUUCUCGUCUUCCUUGAAGCUUAAAGGUAACGUCUUUGUCUUCUUUUGGGCCUCAGCUGGUUCUGGUACCAUAGGGAGAUUUGGAGGGGGGGCGGACAUGGUGCUGCUUUGACCCACAAGCAAAGACUUUGGAUUGUGUGGACUACUGCUUGUCCCCAAAGAAAGACAGCGAGCGGCGGGGGAGGGGGGCCAAAGUGAAGCGGUACAACCGAAGAGGUUGUGUGACGUUUGAGGUCCUGUAGAACUUUUGUGUUGACUGAAACUUGAAUCCGCGCCAGCGGCGAUGAUAUCAUCGUGUGUGCACGUGUGUGUGCAUCUUCAUGGUAACUUGUGUCCCCCUCAUCAGGUCGCUCUGACAUCACACCUGGCUGACGUCACCCCCGCCCCCACACCCUUCAGCCCCUCCCAGCACGCAACAUGGCGCUGUCGUCACGCUUAAAACUAUGGGAGCAGAAGGCAGGUGUCACGUGAUGCACGUGCAUGAUGGACAGCUAAUGAUUAAGGAGGAGAAUCAGCCGGUGGUCGCGGCCGUCCCCCCGCCGCCGCUGUCUGCCCUUCCCGGAGGGUUCCUCAAGCAGCUGGUCCGAGAUUCCGAAAAGGAGACCAAGCAGAAGGAGCCGGAGGUCAAGGAGGAGAAGACCCAGCCCAGCAGGCUGAGCGACAACCUGGUGCAGCAGUUCCUGCUUCCAGAUCAGACUCCGCCCAUCCUGGAGGCCGAGAUGUCGCUGCGAGCCGAGCACAUGCUCAACAGCGGCCACGCCCCCCAGUGGUCUCCACGCCCGUCCUCAGCGCACAGGACCACUCCGACAAACACGGAAAGCCAACAGGAAGUCAAGCCUGAGCCGCCGAAGAAGAACAUGGCAAACACGAGCGAGGAGGCGGAGCCGAGGAAGGAGAGGCCAGAGGAGGCGAGGAAGGUGAAGGAGGUAAAGCAGGAAGUGAAGGAGGAACGUCAGGAACCUGAAGGAAGGCUAGCCGACGUCGCCGUGACGGAGGUGAAGGACGUGUGGUACGAGGCCGGCGCUGUUUGGUACGUGCACAAGGACGGCUUCACGCUCGCCACUCAGCUCAAGCCCGACGAAGGAACGCCGGAACUCCCACAAGGCCGAGUGAGACUCCGCCUCCAUGCAGACGGCUCGCUGCUCGAUGUCACUGAAGACGACGUCGAAAAGUGUAACCCCGCCCACCUGGACCUGUGCGACGACCUCAGUGACCUGCAGAGCGUCAACGAAAGCGGCGUGCUGCACACGCUAAUCAGUCGUGCUAAAGCCGGCAUGCCGCUAACGCACGCCGGACCCAACCUGGUCAACUUGUGGCCGCCAUUGCUUACGCACAGCAAGACUCCAAAGUCGCGGCGGGGGGAGUCCACAUGGGAAGCUCCUCCCGCUCUGGCUGCAAUGGUCAAACAGCUCUACGUGUCCGUGGUCGGAACCAGGCGGGACCACUGCGUGUGCGCUGUGGGUCGCAGCGGAACCGGAAAGACCACCGCGUGUCACGCCUUCACCCUCGCUCUGCUCAGGCAGGCCGGGACCGCUGGGCCCAACAUGAGCGUGGAGCGUGUUCAGGCCAUGUUCAGCGUGUUGAGGUCGUUCGGCUGCGUCACAUCUCCACACAGUGACUCCGCCUCUCGUUUCGCCAUGAUGUUCUCGGUAGACUUUAACCACGCAGGACGCGCCGCCGCCGGACACCUGCAGACGAUGAUGCUGGACAAAUGGCGAGUGUGUCACAUGACCGGUGGCGAGAGCAACUUCCUGGUGUUCUCUCAGAUGCUAGCAGGCCUCAGCACAGACAUGAGGACGGAGCUGCAGCUCCAUCAGCUUCCUGAAUGUCACUCCUUUGGCAUGACUCCUCCCACCAAGGUGGAGGAGAAGCAGCGAGCUUCUGUCGGCUUCACCAAGCUGCUGGUCGCCAUGGAAACACUGGGCUUCACCGCCAGCGAGCAGAAGGCCAUCUGGCAUGUCCUCGCCGCCAUUUACCAUCUGGGGGUGGCGGGGGCUUGCAAAGUGGGGAGGAGACAGUUUGUGAACUUCGAGAGCGCUCAGGCAGCCAGUGGCGCACUGGGAUGCGAGGGGGAGGAGCUUAACACGGCCGUCUUCAAACAUCACCUGCGCCAGCUGCUGCAGCGAGCCACCGGGGGCAGCAGAGAGCGCAGCGCAGCUGGCGAGUCCGAGGAAGGCCCUCGGCUGACGGCGACUCAGUGCGUAGACGGGAUGGCGGCCGGCCUCUACGAAGAACUCUUCGGCGCCAUCGUCUCCCUGAUCAACAGAGCUCUGAGCGGCCAGCAGCUGGCGCUGGCGUCCGUGACGGUGGUGGACACGCCGGGCCUGAGGAACCCUCGCCACGCGUCCGAGGAGCGAGCGGGCAACUGGAGCGAAUUUUGUCACAACUACCUGCAAGAACGCCUUCUAGAACAUCACUACACGCACACAUUCACACACACGCUGGAGCGCUACGCACAGGAGAAGGUUCCGGUGGCGUUCGAGUGUCCAGAGAUCAGCCCUGCUGACGUCGUGUCUGCCAUCGACCAGCCGCCUCCGCAGGUGCGGGCAGCAGAGGGCGCUCCCCGGGGGCUUCUGUGGGUCCUGGAUGAGGAAAUGACGACUCCGGCUUCCAAUGAGGGCACGGCCCUGCAGCGCGUGUGCCAGUACUUCAACCAGACGGUACGUCAGUGCGAGCAGCCGUUGCAGUGCGAGGUGGGACACCUGGCAGGCUGCGACCCGGUACGCUACGACCUGACGGGAUGGUUCUCGCUGGUCCAGAACAAUCCGUCCACUCUCAAUGCCGUCGGGCUUCUCCAGAACUCGUCCGUAGCGGCGGUGAAGGCGAUGUUCACACCCGCCGUCAGCGUGCCGCCGCUGUGCCGCGGCCUGAGCGGGCUAGAUGGCGCCAGUCAGCGCUCGCUGCAAAGGAGCGCCACCAUUAGGAAGACGCUCAGCGGGGGGGUGGCCGCCGUGCGCAGGCACUCGCCGUGCAUCGCCAUCAAACUGCAGGCCGACGCCCUCGUCAACGUGAUCCGGCGCGCCCGACCCGUUUUCCUGCAGUGUGUUAGCACCAAGAUGGACGCCAGCGGCGCCCUCAAAAUGGCGACGCUGCGAGCACAGCUCCGCUCGAUGCAGACGCUGCCAGCGCUGCAGCUGUACCGCACAGGUUACCCUGAUCACAUGACCCUCAGCGACUUCAGGUGUCACUUCCAGGCCUUGUCUCCACCCAUCAUGAAGCGCUACGCCUCUAUGUUUGUCCGCCAUGAUGAGACGAAGGCGGUGGACGAGCUGCUGGCCGACUUGGACUUGGACCCCAAGAGCAUCGUGGUCGCCGCCGGUCGGGUGUUCAUGAGGCGCGGCGUGCUGAGACACCUGGAGAGCCAACGCGACCUGCAGGUCAGCGGCUGGCUGGUCCACCUGCAGGCCGCCUGCGUGGGACACCUGGCCCGGCAGAAGUACCGCACGCUCAAGGUGCAGCACAUGGCCGUGCGCUGUCUUCAGAGGAACCUUCGAGUUCUGCGUCUGGCAGGUGAGUGGCGCUGGUGGCGGCUCUUCUGCCGCGUGCGCCCCCUGCUGGACGUCAACAUGGACAACGAGAGGCUGCGCGCCAAAGAGGAUGAAGUGUCGGCGCUGAAACGACGUCUUGACAAGUCGGAGAAGGAAAGAAACGAGUUGAGACAGACGGUGGACGCCUGCAACACCAAACUGACGGCGGUGACCUCGGAGCUUAGCGAUGAGCGUUUCCGUGGCGACGCGGUGGGUCAGGCUCUGGAUGUGGAAAGAGCGGAGAGACUUCGUCUCACCAAGGAGAACAAGGAGCUGCAGAUACGUCUGGACCAGUGCAAGAUUGCCAUGGAAACACUGGAGAGACAUCUGGAGGAGGAGCGGCAGAAGGCUCACAACCUGGAGAGUAAACGAGUUGGAGGAACAGAGAGCGAGCUGGCCAUGCAGCUGGAAUGUUGCCAGACGGAGGUGGACUUUGUUCGCAGGCGACUGAAGCAGACGGAGGACAAGGUGGAGGCGGAGCGUGAGACGCGUCAGCAGCUGGACAACAAAGUGGCAGCGCUGCAGGCCCAGCUGGACCAGUCCAAAAAGAACGUGACCGAACUCAAACGACACUGUCGCCGCGUGACGUCUGAGCUCCAGGACGCACGAGUCCUCACUGACAGCCUUCAGAACCGAAUGCACGAACUGGACCGCAAACAGAGACGCUUUGACGGCGAGCUCACGCACGCGUUGGAGGAAGUUGACAACGAGCGAGAGAUGAAGGACAAAACUUUGCAGGAGAACGCCACGCUGGGGGCGGAGUUAUUCACGCUGCGCCGCCGCCUCCAGGAGAGCCAGGCUGAAGCAGGUCGCUUACAGAAGCAGAAGGACGAAUUGUGCGCUCAGAUCCGUGACCUCAGCAUUCCCGUGGAUCUGGCCGGCGACUCCCUCCCUGACCUGAAGAAACAGCUCCGCCUCCUGGAGGGCGUGGCCGGCGAGCGGGCCGAAGAGGUGUCCCAAUUAAACGCCAGAGUGCAACAGCAGCAACAGGUGCACGUGCGCUUUGAGCUGGAGCUCGAGCGCAUGAAGCAGAUCCACCAGAAGGAGCUGGAGGACAAAGACGAGGAGCUGGAAGAUGUCCACAAGUCUUCGCAGAGGCGGCUACGUCAGCUGGAGAUGCAGCUGGAGCAGGAAUAUGAGGAGAAGCAGAUGGUCAUCCAUGACAAACAUGACCUGGAGGGACUGGUCGCCACACUGUGUGACCAGGUGGGCCACCGAGACUUUGAUGUGGAGAAGAAGUUGAGACGAGACUUGAAGCGGACGCACGCUCUCCUGGCCGAUGCCCAGCUGCUGCUGGCCACCCUCCAAAGUGGUGGGCGGAGCCCCGCGGACGCCACCAAAGACCAGUUGGAGCGUCUCCACUGGCAGCUGGAGGACAGCGAGACACAGCGGCGUGAGGCCGAGAGCGCCCUGGCGACCUUGACGCAGCAGCUGGACGACGCACAGAUGGAAGUGGACAACAUGUGCAAGCAGAAGUGUCUGUUGGACGAGCAGCUGUCCCUCCUCCAGCAUGAGAAAGUGGACCUGCUGAAGCGCUUGGAGGAGGACCAGGAGGACCUGGAGGAGCUCAUGAGGAAGCACAAAGCGCUCAUCCAGCAGUCGUCCAAUGACAUCUGUCGCAUCAAAGAACUGGAGGCGGAGCUUGAGGAGGUCAAGAAGGAGAGACACACCCUCCGUGAGGAGCUCCAGCAGCAAGCGUCCAGGCUGCACUUCCUGGAGUCGUCCACUGUGGGGCGCAGCAUCGUCAGCAAACAGGAAGCGCGCGUCUGCGACCUGGAAAACAAACUGGAGUUCCAAAGAGGACAAGUCAAGAGGUUUGAGGUCCUCGUGCUGCGUUUGCGGGACAGCGUGGUGCGUCUCGGCGAGGAGCUGGAGCAGAGCGCCCAGGCAGAGGCUCGGGAGCGCGAGAACGCUCGCUACUUCCAGCAGCGUCUGCAGGACGUCCGCGUGGAGAUGGAGGAGUUGAGUCAGCGCGAGCAGGACAGCAGCCGGCGCCGCAUGGAGCUGGAAAUGCAGGUGCAGGAGCUGACGGCCAUCAGGCAGACAUUACAAGCCGAUCUGGAAACUUCCAUCAAGCGCAUCGUUGACCUGCAGGCCGCCCUGGAGGAGGUGGAGUCAAGUGAUGACAGCGACACUGAGAGGGACUCUGCGUCCAGCGUGGGAACGGAAGACGUCGGCGAGGGAGUGCGUGGUUGGCGUGGAGCAUCGAGAGGAAGUUCUCGUGGCGGAGGAUCUCCCUGCAGCAGCAGUGCCCUCAGCGGCCAGGGGGGGCGGCAGUCAGCUGCGGCCAGCAGCAGCACGUACAGUUUCCGCUCCUGUGUGGAUCCGGAUGAAGACGACCUGGAGGCGGGAGGUUCUCGAGGUCUGGGACGGGCGCCGUCUUCCUCUGCGCUGUCGGAGCUUCUGGAAGGACUUCGCAAGCGGCGAGCGGGCAGCGAAGCGGGAGCGGGUAGCACCGUGUCACUUCCUGUUUACCAAACAACAGCAGCUUCCGCUCUUCGCCGUCGAGCCUCGGCACUCUCUCUCGCGCCCGACGACCUUCCGGAGGCUCGACCCGGCAUCCUCAAGCCGUCCUCGCCGCUCCUUCCUCGCGCUGCAGGCGACUCUCUGACGGCGCCCCGCUUCAACUCCUGCGACUCACUGACGCCCCUCCCCUCGCUGCCACGCCUCUCGUCUUUGGCGUCCUCACACGUCGUCUGCCAAGGCCCUCCCUCCCUGUCCAUCCCAGAGGAGGACGACACAGAUGUCGCCUCGCGUGCUGUCAUGGCUUUACGGCGCUCCCCGCAGACGCCUCGCCGCUGUGCAUUGGCUAGUCCGGUCUCGGAGGACCCAGGCGAAGGCCGCCUGGGUUCCGAGCCUGUCGUCUUCCAGAACCGUCGCCUCGCUGGUGAGCGGGACGACAUGUCCGACAUCCUUCCCGCCAUCCGCAGAGCUCAGUCCACCAGCAGCCUGGCCGGGUCUGUGCGGGGGGGCAGGAGGGCGCUGAGUGUCCAUUUUGGAGAGCUGCCCCCCUCUACCCGCCAGCGCAGCUCUGAAACCGAGUCGUCCAGCUCAGGCGGUUCAGGAAGUUCAGAGGUCACGCGGGCCAGAAGGCGACUCGAGCGGCCGCAGGGAGAACGACUGGAAGCCGAGGGCAGCGAGGGCGGAGACGUGUCCUCUGUCAUGAGGAAGUACCUCAGGAAGGAAGUGGACUGAAGCAGCGCCAGGUGACGCCCCACACGCAUCAUUAGCUACGUUAGCAUCAUCAGCAUCAUUGACCUCAUUAGUUACAUUAACCUCGUGAGCUCUAUUAGCUGCAUUAGCGUCAUUUCCUAGCUUAACUACAUUAGCAUCAUGAGUCACAUUAGUGGCAUUUUUAUUAGCCUCAUUAGCCACAUUUACCUCAUUAGCAUCAUUAUAGCCGCCAACUAGCAGCAUUAGCAGCUACAUGACCUUGUGACCUCCUGUUUUUCUUCCUCCAUUAGCAUGUUAGCAUGGUUAGCAUCAGAAAGUUCAUCCAUCAGAGCCAACAAGCAAGUCUGCCACGUUGUUUUGGAAUAAAGAAGCAAAAACACUCUA
Messenger RNA from Dunckerocampus dactyliophorus (ringed pipefish), 7660 nucleotides. Its product is annotated as unconventional myosin-XVIIIb-like. The record is from RefSeq and is a predicted model, not a curated record. Gene Ontology annotation, cellular component: myosin complex. NCBI's taxonomy places the organism in Eukaryota, Metazoa, Chordata, Actinopteri, Syngnathiformes, Syngnathidae. The transcript is spliced from 41 exons. The coding region runs from base 1019 to 7297 and encodes 2092 amino acids. Gene Ontology annotation, molecular function: protein binding; cytoskeletal motor activity; ATP binding.